UUCUUUCUCUGUUUGUGAAAGAUCAUCCAUGGAGUCAAUUUUGAUGCUAACAGUAUUGGCUACCUUGGUAAGUUUCUUCCUAAGAAUUGCUUGCAUAACCAUCUCCUGUUACUGGUUAACCCCAAGACGAAUCCAGAAAAUCAUGGAAAAGCAAGGAGUUCAUGGCCCCAAGCCUCAGUUUCUAAUAGGAAAUAUUCAGGACAUGGCAGCACUGAUCAGAAACUCUACUUCCAAAGACAUGGAUUGUAUCGACCACAACAUCGUCGGUCGUCUCUUGCCGCAUUAUAUUUCCUGGUCUAAACAGUAUGGGAAAAGAUUCAUUUAUUGGGUAGGAAGUGAACCUCGGAUGUGUUUAACAGAGAUUGACAUGAUCAAAGAGCUUCUAUCCUCUAAAUAUUGCCAGGUUUCUGGUAAAUCUUGGAUUCAGCAACAGGGAACCAAACACUUCAUUGGGAAAGGCUUGUUGAUGGCUAAUGGCAAUGACUGGUAUCAUCAGAGACAUAUAGUUGCUCCAGCUUUUAUGGCUGACAAGCUUAAGAAGAAUAUGGGUUACAUGGUGGAAUGCACCAAAAAGAUGCUUGAAUUACUAGAAUCUGUUGUCAAAUCAGGACAAAGAGAGGUUGAAAUCAGUGAAUACAUGUCUCACCUCACUGCAGAUAUCAUUUCUAGAACUGAAUUUGAUAGUAGCUAUGAGAAGGGGAAGCAGAUUUUCCAUCUUCUUACUUCUCUGCAACAUCUCUGUGCUCAAUCAAACCGCUACGUAUGCCUCCCUGGUAGCCGGUUCUUUCCUAGUAAAUUCAAUAAAGAGAUCAAAGCUUUAAAGAUGGAGGUGGAAAAUCUAUUGAUGGAGAUCAUUGAGAAGAGGAAAGACUGUGUUGAGAUCGGUCGUAGCUCAUCCUAUGGAAAUGAUUUGUUGGGUAUGCUUCUUGCAGAGACCCAGAAGAAGAGAGCAAGUGGGUUCAGCUUCACCCUUCAGAUGCUUAUGGAUGAAUGCAAGACUUUCUUCUUUACAGGACAUGAAACCACUGCUCUGCUUCUCACUUGGACUGUUAUGCUCCUUGCCACAAACACGUCGUGGCAAGAUAAGGUCCGCGAAGAGGUGUUCCAGGUCUGCAAUGGAGAAGCUCCCUCAACUGAACAACUUUCCAAGCUCAGUGUGUUGAAUAUGGUGAUCAAUGAAUCGCUUCGAUUAUACCCACCGGCUUCCCUUCUUCCUCGAAUAGCAUUUGAAGAUAUCAAAUUGGGUGACCUUGAGAUCCCAAAGGGACUAUCAAUUUGGAUUCCAGUACUUGCAAUUCACCACAAUGAAGCAUUGUGGGGUAAAGAUGUACAUGAAUUCAAUCCUGAGAGAUUUGCAGCCAAGUCAUUUGUGCCCGGAGGACGACGGACUUUCCUCCCCUUUGCAAUGGGGCCUAGGAAUUGUGUUGGCCAGGCCUUUGCUCUGAUGGAAGCCAAGGUUAUAUUGUCGAUGCUGAUCUCGCGAUUCAGCUUCACAAUUUCAAAAAACUAUCAUCAUGCACCAAUCAGUGUCCUCACUCUUAGGCCUAAACAUGGAGUUCAAAUCUAUUUGGAGCCCCUCUGAAAGUCCAAUUGAUCACUUGUAUUGAUCAGGUUGAGUUUUGAUAUCCAUAUUUUUGUUUUCUGAGGA
Messenger RNA from Telopea speciosissima, 1648 nucleotides. RefSeq names its product cytokinin hydroxylase-like. Lineage: Eukaryota; Viridiplantae; Streptophyta; Magnoliopsida; Proteales; Proteaceae. The transcript is spliced from 5 exons. Gene Ontology annotation, molecular function: heme binding; iron ion binding; monooxygenase activity. The coding region runs from base 29 to 1582 and encodes 517 amino acids. The record is from RefSeq and is a predicted model, not a curated record.